AGGUGUUUUGAGCAGCGUGAAGCGCCUGGAUGCCAAUGGAGAGGAGUGGCAGAACGUCCAGGCCAUGCCCUCGCCGCGGCGCCUGUGUGCGGCGACCGCCUGCAACGGUUCUCUUUACGUCUUCGGGGGUGAGGCUGUGAACCUCAUUCCAGGCAUCCCUAACUCGGUGAACAACCUUGAUGGCAUGAUCCGAUACUUUUGGCCCACAGAUGGCCAGGACUACAUGCAGCUGGAUAGCGCUGAACGCUUCGACCCCAUGCAUGGCACCUGGGAGGUGCUUCCACGGAUGCCCACCUCGCGCGCGGGCUGCGCGGCCACCACUGCGGAUGGUUUGAUUUAUGUUUCUGGAGGACGCUUGGGCGAAACGGUGCUGAGCGUCUUCGAGCGCUACGACCCCCACAUCGGCCGCUGGGAAGUGCUGCCGAGGGUGCCCACCGCGCGGAGUGGCUGCUCCAGCGUGUCGGUGAAGGGCGGGAUCUAUGUCUUGGGUGGGAAAUGUAGCAACGGCCGUGUGCAGGGCGUUUGUGAACGCUUUCACCCCACUUUUGGUCGUUGGGAGAAGCUCCAACCAAUGCUCUCGCCGCGCUCCGCCUUCGCAGCAGGCGUCCUCAUGGAGGUGAUCUAUGCCGCUGGCGGCUUCAACGGAGCGGUUGGCUUGUCUAGCGUCGAAUGCUUUGACCCAGCCACUGGCUUUUGGUCGGAGACGGUGGCGAUGAACACCCCGCGCGUGGGGGGCGCUGCGGCGGUCACGGGAGGUUGCCUGUACGUCUUCGGUGGCAAGUCCUCCGAGGACCUGGCCUUGGCGGGCGAAUCCUACGAUCCCACGCGGGAGAUCUGGACCCGCAUGCCGCCCAUGGAGGAGCGACAGGUCUAUUGUGCUGGUGCGGCAGCUGUUUGUGCUUGCUCACCCUUCUCCAGUGACUGCAUGGAGCUCUCCAAAGAGAGCUUCUCGCGCGAGCAAGCCUUCGAUGCCCUGACGCCAUGCCAGUGAAAGCCGACCUCCGGAUCCUCCCUGAUCCUCCCUGACCUCCCCACCUGACCAUGUUACCGACCUAGAAACUAGAUCUUGUCAGCUGCUGUCUCUCUUGUAGUGCCAAGGGCGGUGGCUUCGUCUUCCGAUUGCGUGCAUGGCGAGGGCACAUGGAGAUUACGGAAAGAGCUG
Durusdinium trenchii is the source of this 1162-nucleotide messenger RNA. Lineage: Eukaryota; Dinophyceae; Suessiales; Symbiodiniaceae. The record is from the annotation of a GenBank genome assembly.